AUGGCAUCCGAGGCGACCAACUCUCCAGAAUCCUCUGCACCCCAACCUCCAGCAAACGAAGCAAUCCCCGGAGCUUAUAGAUACCCUCCUGAGCGUCCUCGUCGCCGUCUAACGCGUGGUUUGAGUCCUGUAAAGCGUGCUCAGAUAUUGCGAUAUCUCCUUCUUGGAUGGAGACCCGAUAACAUCGCCAGCGAGUGUCAUGUUGCUGUCCGCACUGUCUAUAACAUCCAGAACAACUUGAUGAGAUAUGGAAGCGUCUGCAGGCCGCAUUACAGGCAGCUGGGUCGAGCUCAUAAGCUGUCAGACGCGGAUGAAGAAGCUCUCUUCCAAUAUUUGCUAUCUGAAGGAUGGAGGAGCCAAGAUGAACUAGUUUACUGGCUUUGGCAUGAGCGAGGAGUCUCAGUCAGUCAGUCCACAGUCUCUCGUUUACUAAAGCGUCGGAAUUGGACGAGGAAACAGCUCAGGCGUAUCUCUCUGGAUCGAAGCGAGGCUCUUCGUCGCGCGUAUCUCGAUGACAUACGGCGAUUUGCAGCGGAAGACCUUGUAUUUGUGGAUGAGUCUAUAUCACGAGAAAACUGCUGGGGCACACGCUACGCUCAAUGCGAUGAGCUCGGAUAUUGGACUUCUGAGGAUUUCAUCGAGUGGGUAAAAACACGUCUUUUGCCUGCAGUCAACCAACAACAUCGUCAGCCCAUGGUUAUUGUUAUGGAUAACGUGUCUAUUCAUAUUAGCGAGGAGGUGACUCGUAUGAUUGAGGCCGAAGGACAUCUCAUACGAUUCUUGCCGCCAUACUCGCCAGAUUACAAUCCAAUUGAGCUUACUUUCUCGGUUCUGAAGGCUUGGAUGAAGCGUCAUUGGGUGUUCCUGCGGCAGAAUUGUGAUUCUUAUGGCGAUUUCCUAGAACUGGCCAUCAGAGAGAGCAGAUGUGACCGUUUUGCACGAGAACAAUUCCAUCAUGCUGCUGGAGGUGUCUAUAUAGAAGAAGAAGAGCUCAUCCGCUUCCGCCGAUUCAUUGAGCGGUAUGAGAAAGAUGAUAGUAUUACUAUAUAA
Rasamsonia emersonii CBS 393.64 is the source of this 1050-nucleotide messenger RNA. RefSeq lists its product as uncharacterized. Lineage: Eukaryota; Fungi; Ascomycota; Eurotiomycetes; Eurotiales; Trichocomaceae. The record is from RefSeq and is a predicted model, not a curated record. Bases 1 to 1050 code for a protein of 349 amino acids. Gene Ontology annotation, molecular function: nucleic acid binding. The transcript is spliced from 2 exons.